AUGACGAACAACAAUACCCUUACCUCCCUACUGAAUAACAAUAGACUAACCGGGUCUAUUUACCUAGACUGGAAGCAAAAGAUUAUACUUGUUCUGAAAGCAGAGAAAAUCCACAAUGUUCUUACUUCUGAUGUACCUCAUUUACCCAAAACCACUGAUGGGGAUGACUAUAUUGCCUGGGAGCCCUUCAGACAGAAGGAUGCUUUAGCCACCGACUACAUACUUAGUUCUAUUGACAAGAGCAUGCAAAGUUCAUGUGAUGACAUGGAGACCGCCAAAGAAGUGAUGAAACAUCUGGAGACAACCUUUGGCAAGCAAGAUCCUCUUGUGCACCAAAGGAUAUCCUCAAUGUUAUUUACAUCAAAGAUGGCUGAUGGCACCACCAUCCUGGAUCAUAUGAUAAAGCUUAAUAAGCACUUCAAGGACCUUGAGGGUUUUGGCACUUUGUUUGAUCUCGAUUUUAAAAUUGAGAUCAAUUUUGCCUCACUCUCUGAUGCAUAUGGGUCAUUCAUUAUGUAUUACCAUAUGAAUAAAGUGGUGAUUAAGAAUGUCUCUGAACUUACUAACAUGUUUGUUGAAGCAGAAAGUAGGCUCAAGAAGAGUAAAGUUGUAGCUCUUGUCACUGAGAAAAGUUUUCAGUCUUCAAAGAACAAAAAGAAGAAAAGAACUAAUAAAAGGGAAGAAAUGUAA
Messenger RNA from Telopea speciosissima, 690 nucleotides. RefSeq lists its product as uncharacterized. The transcript has a single exon. The record is from RefSeq and is a predicted model, not a curated record. Lineage: Eukaryota; Viridiplantae; Streptophyta; Magnoliopsida; Proteales; Proteaceae. The coding region runs from base 1 to 690 and encodes 229 amino acids.